AUGGGAACAAGUUCGUCUUGCCAUAUAGCGGACGACGAGACAGCCUCCGGAGUCAUGUCCACGGUCGCCUCCCGAGUUGCCGACUCCACGGUCGCCUCCCGAGUUGCCGACAUCUGCGAAAUGAUCGACCAGUUAGUCGCUGGUACAACCCUGAGCGCCAGGCGAAUUGCCGCCAUCUCCGCCAUGAUCGACGAGGUCGCCCAGGGAAGGAGGAGGAGGACGACGAGGAAGCGGCGCAUGGGCAACUCUCGCUGCUAUGAGCAGGUGAGCACGCUCGGCGAGGGCACGUAUGGCGUCGUCGUCAAGGCGCGCCACCGCGCCACCGGCCAGACCGUCGCUCUGAAGACUCUCCGCAGCUCGCCCAGCCAAGAAUCGGUCGGCGAGCUCCUUCGGGAGGCCUGCUUCAUGGCGGCCUGCAGCGGCCACGCCUCCCUGGUUGCUCUGCGUGGCCUCGUGCGCACACCCAGCACCAACGGAUGUAGGGACUACUACCUCGUCAUGGAAUACGUCGGGCCCAACCUCCGCCAGGUCUUCCAUGAGCGCAUCCAACGCGGUGACCGGCCGUUCCCAGAGGCUGACGUGCGCUGCAUCGUGCGGCAGCUGCUAGCCGGCGCGGAGACGAUGCACAGGAACGGCGUCGUGCACCGCGACAUCAAGCCGGAAAACAUCCUCGUCGUCCAGGACGGCAGCGGCGCCGGCAACGUCGUCAAGAUUGGCGACUACGGGCUGGCGCUCUCCACGGACGAGCAGGAAGACGGCACGGCCGGAACGAGGUACUACAUGGCGCCGGAGGUGCUGCUCGAGAAACCGGACCGCGACACGCUCGUCGACCUCUGGUCCAUCGGCUGCGUGAUGGCGGAGCUCCUCACCGGGAAGACGCUGUUCGACGGGGACGACGAAGCCGACCAGCUCCACAAGAUCUUCGACCUGCUCGGCGUGCCAGACGACAGAGCGUUUUGGUUCGCCUUGAACUCGCCGCUCCUCGGAGAGGAGGUGCAGCUAUGGCAAGCGCGGCAACGGUCCGCUGCUGGACCCGAGAACCGGCUGCGCGAGCUGUUCCCCGAGGCGCUGCUAUCCAAGGAAGGGUUCGAGGUCCUCCAGGGGCUCCUCACGUGCAAUCCCCAAAGGCGGCUGGAUGCGGCCGCCGCGCUCCGACUUCCGUGGUUCGCUGACACCGACAGCAUGCCUGUCGCCGCUGUCCCGGAGACCGGCGCCCUGACGCCAAGGCCCCGAAGCUGA
Messenger RNA from Hordeum vulgare subsp. vulgare (domesticated barley), 1239 nucleotides. RefSeq names its product putative cyclin-dependent kinase F-2. The record is from RefSeq and is a predicted model, not a curated record. Gene Ontology annotation, cellular component: nucleus. The transcript has a single exon. The coding region runs from base 1 to 1239 and encodes 412 amino acids. Gene Ontology annotation, biological process: regulation of mitotic cell cycle; protein phosphorylation. NCBI's taxonomy places the organism in Eukaryota, Viridiplantae, Streptophyta, Magnoliopsida, Poales, Poaceae. Gene Ontology annotation, molecular function: cyclin-dependent protein serine/threonine kinase activity; ATP binding.